AUGCUGCUCUUCCCCAACGUGCAGCGGAAGGCGCAGGAAGAGAUCGAUCGAGUCGUAGGCUCUGGGCGGCUCCCAGACUUUGACGACCGCGAUGCGCUGCCGUUCGUGGAAUGCGUGUUGCAAGAGACCAUACGGUACGCGAUUCUCAACCUACUAGAAUUCAACAACAACUUAUUGAAGGACUUCAGAUGGCACCCAGUCGCUCCGUUCGGUAGAGACUCCCCCAUAUAUCGGCGUCCGGAUGUUGCUGACCUCGCAUUCCUAGCUAUUGCACACGGAAGUCUCAACGAUGACAUAUAUAACGAAAUGCUUAUUCCCAAAGGCUCUGUAAUCAUACCUAACGUGAUGGCAAUGAGCAGGGACGAGACGAUGUACAAAGACGCAGACAAGUUCCUUCCCGAGCGCUUUCUGCCCGCCCCUGCCGGCCGCGACGAGCCGCACCUAAGCGUCAUCUUUGGGUUCGGUCGGCGGAUCUGUCCCGGGCUGUACUUCGCUGACAACAGCGCUUGGAUCGUCAUCUCGAGCGUCCUCGCGGCCUUCGACAUCUGCAAGCCCAUUAGAGCGGACGGGACGGCAGUCGAGCCCCAGGUGGAGUACACCACGGAGGGCUUGGCGAGGCUUACAGUUCUGUGCUCUUUGUUGUGUAGCCGCCCGAGACCGUUCGAGUGCGUGCUGCGCCCGCGCUCGGAGGCGGCGAAGGCGCUGAUCGAGCAGCACGCGUAA
Sparassis crispa is the source of this 723-nucleotide messenger RNA. RefSeq lists its product as hypothetical. Bases 1 to 723 code for a protein of 240 amino acids. Lineage: Eukaryota; Fungi; Basidiomycota; Agaricomycetes; Polyporales; Sparassidaceae. The record is from RefSeq and is a predicted model, not a curated record. The transcript is spliced from 4 exons. Gene Ontology annotation, molecular function: heme binding; oxidoreductase activity, acting on paired donors, with incorporation or reduction of molecular oxygen; monooxygenase activity.